Messenger RNA from Daldinia childiae, 489 nucleotides. RefSeq lists its product as uncharacterized. Lineage: Eukaryota; Fungi; Ascomycota; Sordariomycetes; Xylariales; Hypoxylaceae. The transcript has a single exon. The coding region runs from base 1 to 489 and encodes 162 amino acids. The record is from RefSeq and is a predicted model, not a curated record.
AUGUCAACACAACAAGAGAUAAAAGUGGUCAAUACUAAUGCGACAAAUAAGCGCGUCGUGCAACAUGGACAUACUUCGGUCGCGGUGGCGGCUAAGUCGGCCUCUGAAUCGACCGGGCCAUCUGACACUUUGGCGUCCAAGCCUCUCAAGAAACACUCCCGCAAAAGGUUCCAGAAAAAGAAGUUCUCGGAAGCGUUCCCCGGGAACAGGAUUCUGACCACGAAACUUCAACCCCUUCAGACCUACGGGACAGGCAUCAAGGGCACUGGGGCAGCAGUCGAACUCGCCGAUGCUGCUCCGGUUCCUGCUGCCCUAGGUGUGGUGUCUGCAAGUUCUCAACAUGAGUCGACUCACAAAGUCAAUGACGCGUCUCAAGAACUUGUGCUGGAGAAGUUCGACAAGCCUAAUCUUAACGUCGACAAGAAAGAAUUUCAGGAUGACAUGAAGAAGUAUGGUUUUAAGGGUCUGGCAGCUUCACGCUGGGCUUAA